Molecule: messenger RNA, 861 nt
Organism: Elaeis guineensis (African oil palm)
Lineage: Eukaryota; Viridiplantae; Streptophyta; Magnoliopsida; Arecales; Arecaceae
Source: RefSeq, a predicted model, not a curated record
AUGAUGGAGCCGUCGACGUCUUAUAGUUCUCCUUCGGCUGCUGUUGCUGCUUCUUCAUCUUCUGGGGAUGAAGCGGACCUUUUCGUGGGAGGGAUUUCGAGGGAAACAACGAGGUACUGGCUGGUGCAGUAUUUCUCCAAGUACGGCAAGGUGGCAUGGGCCAAAGUCAUUGAGAACAAGAUCACCGGCGGCAAUAGGGGCUUCGCCUUCAUCAAGUUCGUAGACUUGGAUGCUGCAGAGAGAGCUCUCGCCGACACCAAAGAGCACAUCAUCUUGGGGAAAAAGGUAGAAGUUAAAAAAGCCAUGCCCAAAUACGUUGGAUACCAAAAUCAUCAACCUUCACAUGCAAAGCUACUUAAUAACAUUGCAAAUUCUUAUGGUGGGAUCUCUUUUAACCCGAAGAAGAUUUUUGUAGGCGGUUUGCCUCAUAACCUAAUGGAGGAUGAGUUUAGCAAUUUUUUUAAGCAGUUUGGUACAAUUACGAAUGCUGUUAUGAUGCAUGAUAAGUUUGGCCGACUAAGAGGCUUUGGCUUCGUUGAAUUUGACUCAGUGGAGGUUGUUGAGAAGAUAUUGCAGAAUAGGUUUUACAAGUUGAAAGAUAAGGAAAUGGAGAUCAAGAGAGCGGUGCCUAAGAAUGCUAAUACCUAUAACAACAAGAAAAUCAACUCUUGUUUCAGUGAAUAUGCGAUGAUUGGUUGUGGAGGAGGAUAUGGUUUCGGCUAUGACCAAGCUAGUUCCUACCCAAUGUAUGGCCCUGGAUACGCAUGUUUCCAAGAUUAUGUAUCUCCAUUUUUUCUUGGCUACACUUCUCAAUAUUGGAGCUUUGUUGGAGGAUACCCUAUUGGAUGUUUCUGGAUUUGA